AUGCAUCGCUCGCUUCCAGCCUUGACCUUUGUUCUCGCUUUGCAGUCUUUUGAGGUUGCAGGCGGCGCUGUAUACCUGCAAGGACCGGUAUCUAUGUCUCCUCGCGAUGACGGGGAUAGUGGUGACGACGGUGAUAGUGAUGAUGAUGGUCCAUCCACUAGCAGGACGACUUCUACCAGUACGACCUCUACAUCUACAUCUACAUCUCAGUCAAGCUCGAGCUCCAAAACUCCUACCUCGGGCACGCUAACCAGCCUCAGCUCGAGUUAUACCAGUUCCUCCAACUCAUCCCAGAAUAAUGGGUCUUCGACUACUAGUCAAGGACUUAGUACUGGAGCACGAACUGGUCUAGCAUUUGGGAUAAUGUUUCUCUUAAUAUUCUGCGCAAUGCUAGUGUGUUACUUGAGGAAGCGAUCUCGUAGGGCUCGGGAGAGUGUCAAUUAUGGACCUACCCUUCUGUCCUCAGAAGUGAGUCAAUACCGUCCCCCCGACUCUGCUACAUCUCUAGAGAGAGAUCUUCCACGUCCGCCUCAACUGGAUACUGUAUCUCCUAAUUCACCUGAUAUCUCGCAUUCCUCUUCCCUCAGCAAUUUCAAGCGCCGCUCCCUUACUGAGCGAUAA
Molecule: messenger RNA, 621 nt
Organism: Suillus bovinus
Lineage: Eukaryota; Fungi; Basidiomycota; Agaricomycetes; Boletales; Suillaceae
Exons: 3
Coding region: 1-621 (206 amino acids)
Source: RefSeq, a predicted model, not a curated record